Molecule: messenger RNA, 1002 nt
Organism: Penicillium manginii
Lineage: Eukaryota; Fungi; Ascomycota; Eurotiomycetes; Eurotiales; Aspergillaceae
Product: DUF2985 domain-containing protein
Exons: 1
Coding region: 1-1002 (333 amino acids)
Source: RefSeq, a predicted model, not a curated record
AUGGUUCCCAUUCUUGAUGAACAAACAACUCAUACGGACAAGCAAGACUUGGACACUUCAACACUACCGCAACGGAGCGGGCGAACGAUACGCUCCGCCUCGGUCUCAACUGCCAUGAAGCUCCUUGAAUACAAUCCCGCUGGUGGGAUGUGGCAAGCUACCGGCACUGCUAUUGCGCAUGCUCCGAACAGCAGUGAUCUAAGAUCGCCAUACGAGGUGGAUUUCAAUGCGCACGGCCGCAGCGUGCGUCGCAUCAGCACUCAAGAUGAGUUCGGCAACAUAAAAGACACUCAGGUCGAGCAAGUGCUAAAUCUUCCAUGGACCAAAGCAUGCAAAAAUGGAUUCCUCGCAGAGUUCAAAUUUCUGUGUACACCUACUAGCCUCUUCAUCGCUAUAUACGGUCUCAAUGUUGUCGCCUGGAGUGCUAUGCUAUUCUUUCUUUUGCUGAACGUCAGUACGAUGAGCGCGGAGCGUAAAGAGAUUUGGAUCGAGAUCGACUCGCAAAUACUUAACGGGUUGUUCUGCUUAACCUCGUGGGGUCUAGCACCGUGGCGAGUCCGCGAUACAUAUUGGCUGCUCGUAUGGCGCUUGGGCUCAGAGAAAAGCUCGAACAGAUCAAUCAAUCAGCUCGUCAGGCGAAACGUGAGCUGGUUUCGAAUUAUAAAUUCUUGUGUUGAUGAAGAGGCUCCCUGCGAAGAGCUGCCCCAUAAAACCUCUACGGGAAAUAUUGCACCCCCUACCUCCAGCUGGAAAAUGGACUUUGUCGUUAUCAAUAUGUUGUUGAAUAGUCUGUUUCAGAUUGGCAUGGCGACAUUCAUGUGGCAGUAUAACCGCCACAAUCGGCCGAGCUUUGGUGUUGGGCUGUUUAUCGGGCUAGGCUGUCUCAGCUCCCUUUUUGCAGGUGUAAUGUCGUGGUGGGAGGGACGAAAGGUCAAAAAGAUUGAGGGCCCCAUAUUAGAGGAGCCCGAGAAAACCACACGUAUGGAGGUCGAACAGAUAUGA